Messenger RNA from Salmo salar (Atlantic salmon), 6017 nucleotides. NCBI's taxonomy places the organism in Eukaryota, Metazoa, Chordata, Actinopteri, Salmoniformes, Salmonidae. The record is from RefSeq and is a predicted model, not a curated record.
ACUCUGUGUUUGUGUGCAUCAUACAACAGUGUGGGGAGGUAGGCCUUCAAAUAUUUUGUAUUUUAAGGUAUACCGGUAUAGAGUUGUACAAUACCGUAUAGAUAACGAUUUAUGUUAAUACAGUGCUUCUUCACUGUCAGUUUUGUCCUAGUUUGGUUUUGUAUAAAGCAAAUCAGAAUAGAGAAAGCCCAUUAAAAUCACUUAGAAUGCCUUUGCCGCCAUCUUGCUUUAUUUUCCAUUCAGCGACGGCCGUCGGCUAGUCAGCCGGGUCCAGACUAAUUUUCAGCCGGCUACUUUUUCCACUUCAUAUUAACUAGGCUACUUUUUGUUUUAAACGUUUUAAUUCGCCAGUCCGUCAAGCCCUCUCCCGCUAGAAUGAUUCAAUAUGCAUCGUCUAGCAAUCUGUUGAUAGGGUAGGGGCCUGUCAGUCACAAAGCCAGCGAUGACAGGGAAACGGUCUGCUGUCUGUCCCGCCUCCCGGUACAAUUUGUGUGCGCUGUGGAUGGUUGCAGUCAAAUUUCUUUACACGGAGGAGGAGAGCAUGAUCCUCGUGAAUUUACACUUCCGGUGUAAUGUAAGUGGGAACGAUAAGUCAAAAUCAAUGACUAAUUAGGCUAAUUAUUGUUUUCUGGCUCAUUUAUUUUCUUUUGUGGUUCACUUUAGCCAGCCAUGUGGAGUCGUGGCGAAUUGUAGGCUAUUUACUGUGCUUUUGAUUGACAACUGAACAGCAAGUGAGGACUAGUUUUUAAAAGUUGUCGAACUGUCUGAAUAAAGUCGAUCCGCUUUAUCACUUUGCCAUUUCAUAAAUCUUGCAACGUGGUUAUACACUGCCUUCAGAAAGUAUUCAUACCCCUUGACUGAUUCCACAUUUUGUGUUACAGCCUGAAUUCAAAAUUGAUUACAUUUGAGGUUUUUGUCACUGGCCUACACACAACACCCCAUAAUGUCAAAGUGGAAUUAUGUUUUUAGAAUGUUUUACUUAAAUCCAUGGUAUCGCAUUGGGACAAGUAAACCAAAGGAUUUCCUAGGUUUCCUUUCCUAGGAUGUCGGGGCUUGCCAGAUAGUGUCGCUAAAGUGAGCGACUCUCAUCGGUCAGUGUAGACUACCGAUGGAGCGCUGUUCAUUUGGCUCCAUAAUUAGCAUAUGCUACUGGUAGGCCUAGUCUUUCUGGCGAUUAUCUGCAGAUAAAACAUUCAAUGAAGAUGGUGAAUCAUCACUGCAGGAACAAUAGGUAGUGCAGCGCCUCAUUCUUGUCCAACUAUGAUUAAUUAGGGCCCUCGCGGAAUCCAGGCAUUCAAACGGAAUUCAACAAUAUUCCAAAAUCUAUUGACCUUAGUCGGGAAUCAACUAAAUGUAUUGAAAAUGUCAUUUAUUUGCUGAAGUUUAUCACAAGACAUCAACAGAAUGCGUCAGUGAUUCGUGUUUCCUGCAACUUUCUGAAGAGGCGACGAGAAUGGCCCUGUCUGUGUGUGCAGUCCUCGUGUCUACCACUGAUGCUAAUGAUAACAGGGCCUACACCAACACGGCUCCUCCUCGCUUGCCGAUCGUGGUACAGUCCAAAAUUCACCAGUGAGUGUGUUUUUGAGGCAUUCCCUGAGAACAGUCAGUCACCCACCCUAGUCCUUCUACACUCAGAUCACCACCCAGAAAAACCUCCCAGACCAGAGGCUAGGAGACAGACAGCAGAACAGCAGUAUGUGUCCAGCAGGUUUGCUGUGUGAGCUGCUGCCUGUCCCGACGUGGUUGCGGAGGAGGAAGUUGCCGUGCCAGUGACCAGUGAGGCCUGCUAUAGGGACCAUGUUCUAGAGGCUCACCUCCCUCUCCACUAGCACCUGGAGGUCCGGCUUUGUCCCUCUACAAUGAACAACGAUGAUGAAUUCUACGACGCCGUAACAGGCUUGGACUCUGAUGAGUCGUAUGAAGGCGCGUCGGAGGCCAGUUUUAAAGACGCGGGGGUGUACGACGACGCCCAGAGGAGCAAUGGCUCCACGUCACCGGAGAACGGAAUCAGGAAGCGCAGGACAACGCUACCUGCCCCAAUGUUCUCCAGGAACAACUUCAGUGUGUGGGGCAUUCUGAAGAAAUGCAUUGGACUGGAGCUGUCCAAGAUCACCAUGCCCAUCGUGUUCAACGAGCCCCUGAGCUUCCUCCAGCGGAUCACAGAGUACAUGGAGCACACAUACCUCAUCAACAAAGCCUGCUCGCUGUCCGACUCCAUAGAGCGCAUGCAGGCGGUAGCUGCUUUUGCCGUGUCGGCCGUGGCGUCGCAGUGGGACAGGACUGGAAAGCCCUUCAACCCUCUGCUAGGAGAGACCUAUGAACUAACGCGAGAGGACCAGGGCUACAGGCUGAUCUCGGAGCAGGUCAGCCACCACCCCCCUGUCAGUGCCUUCCAUGCUGAGAGCCUGGUCGGGGACUUUGUCUUCCAUGGCUCCAUCUACCCCAAACUCAAGUUCUGGGGCAAGAGUGUGGAGGCUGAGCCCAAGGGAACCAUCACACUAGAGCUCCUCAAGCACGGUGAGGUCUAUACGUGGACCAACCCUUUCUGCUGUGUACACAAUGUCAUCCUGGGCAAACUGUGGAUCGAGCAGUACGGCACUGUAGAAAUCCUCAACCACAGUACUGGAGAUAAGUGUGUGCUGAACUUCAAGCCGUGUGGCAUGUUUGGGAAGGAGCUGCACAGAGUGGAGGGCUACAUUCAGGAUAAGAGCAAAAAUAAGCUUUGUGUGAUCUAUGGGAAGUGGACUGAGUGUAUGUGGAGCAUGGACCCACAGACGUACGAGUCCAACAAGAAGGCUGAGAAGAAGGCAGACUCUAAGAAACAGAAGAGUCCGGAGGAGCCUGAGGGGGUAGACAGCGACGAUGCAGACAACAUGCCUGAGGUCCUGGAGACGGUAGCUGUAAUCCCUGGCAGCACCCUGCUGUGGAGGAUAUCGUCACGACCCCAACACUCUGCUAAGAUGUAUAACUUCACUAACUUUGCCAUGUCGCUGAAUGAGCUGGAGCCUGGUAUGCAGGCCACCCUGGCCCCCACAGACUGCCGCCUGCGGCCCGACAUCAGAGCCAUGGAGAACGGAGACAUGGAUCAAGCCAGUCGAGAGAAGGAGAGGCUGGAGGAGAAACAGAGGUCGGCGCGGAAAGACCGUUCCAAGGACGAGGAGGAAUGGUCCACUCGAUGGUUCCAGUCAGGUACAAACCCCUACACGUCCUCUCAGGACUGGCUCUACACAGGGGGCUACUUUGAUAGGAAAUACUCUGACCUUCCUGAUAUCUACUGAUCCAGGUGGGGUUCUAUGAACACCUACUGAACCACCCCUUCAAGCCCCCCCGCCCCGCCAGUCCCUUGGUACACCCCUGUUCUAAGCACCACACGGUCUCCCGUUGGAACUCUGAAGCGGCGAUAGCCUCUCCUUGUACAACACAUGCGUCUGUGUUAGCACAACCCUCCCCUCCCCAGUCUCCUGACGGUGAUGAAAGGGAACAGUCAACGGUGAAAUCAGGGAUGUGAAUGCUCCUUUGACUGAUAACUGGUUUGGAGAUUCUUUGGGACAUGUUGGUGGCAGCACAGGCGGAAGCAGACGAACAGAGACUGGAGGAGACUGUUUAGUUCUUGAACAGGAGUGCAUUGUGGGUACCCCUCCCUCCCUAUCAGACCUGGGUUGAAUACCUAUUUCAAAUAUUCAAAAUACUUGAGCUUGAUUUAAAUUGUUUGGCAUGUGGAGUUUGCACUUUUGGAAUUAUUCCAUUUGUUCCAUUGCACCUGACAAGCUAAACAAAGCACACCUGGAGUAUUCCGCCCAGGUCUGGCUGUCCCCUAUAUACGUCCAGAGGGCAAGCUUCUCAUCACUGUAAUGUAACCUGUAUGUAUAGAGAAGAAGAAUGAUCAUAUGACCAUAUAGGCCAAUCACACACAUCUAGCCACAUUGGCCACUGCUCAGUCUGUGAAUACAGCCCCUGAUUCAGGCAGUCGGCUAGUAAUUCCCCCAUCACAAAAUAUUCCUUUUGUUACUCUUCUGCAUGGCUUUUGGCUAGCUAGCUAACAGUGUUAGCGACCCCUGGCUCUGUGGCGGUGGGCCUACCUUACGUUCGGCCUGGCUGCUGCUGUUUACCUAGUCUGUCCGUUUAGAGUGUUCUCGUAAUGAGUAAGAAAAUAACAAGGAGCGUUAAUAAGAUUAUAAGACGAGUAUAAUGGGUACCAGAGGAGGCUGGUGGGAGGAGCUAUAGGAGGAAGAGCUCAUUGUAAUGGCUGGAAUGGAAUUAAUGGAACGGUAUCAAACGCGUCGAGCAUAUGGAAAUCACGUUUGACUCCAUUCCAGACAUUACAAUGAGCCCGUUGUCCUAUAGCUCCUCCCACUAGCCUCCACUAGAGUGUGUGUGGCUCUGUGUGUGUGGCUCUGUGUGUAUUGAAUGACUGUAGUGAUUUGUACAGAAUCUUAAGCCAUAUGGUUCCUUUUAACUACAGGUAUAACUGGCAAGGGUGGUUUGCUGUGCAGUCAUUGGCUAUGAAUAAAUGAAUUGAUAAUUGUUACCUCAAGAACUAAAUAAUAGUUAUCGCCAGAGCAUGAUAAAGCCUUUUUCAUGUAAGAUAUACAUGUAUGUAAAUACCUACUUUUAUCAAUAUAGCUAGCUAAUCGUCAUAAUACUGUCCAACCAGCUCAAAGUGAAUUUGGAAUUGAAUGGAAUUAUAGCCGAUAUGAAGUAGACGUCAUUGUGUAAUAUUACCAGCUUCCCUUGUAAGCAUAUUGUUGCCUUCCUCGUGUUAGGAACUCUUUGUGGCCAUAAACCACACUCUCUCACAUCACCAAUCUCUUUCACAAUGAUGAGCCACUAUGUCUAAGUUCUUAUUUAUAAGAGACUGUGACAUUUCUUUUUUUUCUCUUUUUUUAAACAAACUCAUGCAAUAUACGAUAGGGGUAUAUAUUUAUUUUGGGGGGGGGUGGAUUCAUGUGCAGUUAAUUGUACUGUGGUAAACAUUUAGCCUUGUAGAUUAGAUCUGCAUGCAUGAAUCAGUGUAAACCAAUGCGUUUCUGCUCUGGAGGACUUUCAAAGUCUGUCUAGUAAAACAUGUCAUGUUGACCAUUGGGAAUGCUCUUCCUGUGAGUUCAAACAAUAUCUUGACGUGAUACGAUAUUGAAAUGUAGGGGGAUUUAGUUUGGAUUUACCAUGUUACUGUGUAUUUGAAACGACAGCCGAAAUCUAUGCAACCAACCAAUAGCGCUUAGUGUCUCUGUAUACCUUUACAUGUAUAAUAGUACACAUAAAUACUUUAGUUUUGUCACCGGCAGGCAAACCGAAAUUUAGAUGACUGUAUUGGCAGCUUACUUGACUGUAGAUGAGCCCAUCUCAUAAGUGAUUGUGUCCAUUUGGUCUGUGGAUCACCAUGGUAGAAGUCUCUAAGGAGUGUAAAGAUGAAUUGACAGUUUAGAGCAAUUUGAUCUUGACUAUUUGUGCCUCUCUUGCCCCAGUUUGCUACUUAUUUUGUUAUUUUUUUUCAUUUAGCCUGACACGUCACAAAAUGUACGUCUAUUGCUUUAACAAAUGUAUUUUUCUUUGUGGAAUUGCUGGUGGUUUGAGAAAUGGGCAACGGAAUGUGGCAAAAAGAUAUGGCGAACCAAGAAGCCUUGCGUUGUGUCUUAGGUUGAUUGAUACAUUUUUUCCGUGGUUAUACUUAGUGCCUAAAUUUAAGUAAGCCAAUUUUCCAAACCUUUUUAUUUUAUUUUUUUUUACCUGCAUUUCAUUUAAUAUUUAAGGUGUUUUUAGUUUUAUCAGAUCAGAGUUUUUUUUGACGCAUUUGUUUUUCUAACCCAUCUCUCUAUACAGUACUUUAUUAUUGUCAAUAACACUUUGAAAUGUUUAGGUCAGAAGUGUCCGUUUUCACCGUGUGUACAGGAAAUGUAUGUAAAACUGAUCACUACUUCUGGUUGUGUCCACACACUUCAUCACAUUUCAUCAAAUUCUAAUUUGUUAGCUAGCAACUUUAAGACUAAUGCACCAACAUUAAAAAAAGUAGAUUUUAA